This is a messenger RNA of Esox lucius (northern pike), 861 nucleotides long. RefSeq names its product cytochrome c oxidase subunit Vb. Gene Ontology annotation, biological process: mitochondrial electron transport, cytochrome c to oxygen. The coding region runs from base 54 to 434 and encodes 126 amino acids. Gene Ontology annotation, cellular component: mitochondrial envelope. NCBI's taxonomy places the organism in Eukaryota, Metazoa, Chordata, Actinopteri, Esociformes, Esocidae. The transcript has 4 exons. The record is from RefSeq and is marked predicted.
ACAUAUCAACGUCAUCAACGUGCUGCCAGUUGUAUAUUCGAUCAGGGGAAGAAAUGGCUGCAAGGUUACUGCUCCGUUCGGCUAUCAAGGCCGCGACAACCUGUCGUGCCGCCCCGGUGCCUGCUCUUACCCGUGGUAUGGCUGCUGGAGGCAUCCCCACCGACGAGGAACAAGCCACUGGUCUGGAGAAGAUCGUUUUGAAUGCUGCAAAAAAGGGCGCAGACCCCUACAGCAUGCUGAAGCCCAAAGAGUAUGCUGGCUCCAAGGCUGACCCUCACCUGGUGCCCUCCAUCACCACCAAGAGGAUUGUGGGCUGUGUCUGUGAGGAGGACAACACAGCAGUGGUGUGGUUCUGGCUCCAUCAGGGCGAGGCUCAACGCUGUCCCUCCUGUGGUUCCCACUACAAACUGGUGCCCCAUGAGCUGCCCCACUGAAACCCACACAUCUUAUUACCAUUAUGUUCACUCUGAAAAUUCCAGCUCUUAGAAUAGGAUGAUGAGGGUUUGGACUGUGAAAUGGCAAUGCUCUUUCCGGAAGUGUGUGUCCUGGGAGGAAGAUAUUCUAAAUUAGGAUGUUGGUCUCCUGCUAUAACUCUGGAUUUCUUUCGUGAUGUUUAUUUAAAUUUCUUGCUGUCCAAUUCCACAUUUUAUCUUAAUCAGCUACUUGAUCCUCUAACCUGCUAACCUCAAUUUCAAUCUGUAGUUACAGUACCAGUUAUUGUUUAAAAGGGUACAGAAUACCUAGUGUGGGACGCAAUAUUCUUCAAACAAUUCCAUUCAACAGUGGUUUACGUUAUGUACUGUACAAUGGUGUGUGUGGUCCAGUUAUCACUCUUAUCAAACCAAUAAAGUCUUUCUCUCC